AUGGUGGGGUCCCAGCUGAAUGCUCAGUUGGAGGGCUGGUUAUCUCAAGCACAGUUUAAUUUAGGACCAGCUAGAGCCAUUAUAGCACCACACGUUGGUUACACCUACUGUGGUGCCUGUGCUGCACAUGCCUAUUAGCAGGUGGACCCCUCGGUGACUCGAAGGGUGUUUAUUUUAGGACCUUCUCAUCAUGUACCCCUGUCCCGGUGUGCACUCUCCCCUGCUGAGAUCUACAGAACACCACUGUACGAUUUAAGGAUCGAUCAGAAGGUGUACGCUGACCUUUGGAAAACAGGGAUGUUUGAGAGGAUGAGUUUACAAACGGAUGAGGAUGAGCACAGUAUUGAGAUGCACCUGCCUUACACUGCAAAAGCCAUGGAGAGUUGUAAAGAUGAGUUCAGCAUCGUUCCUGUACUGGUGGGAGCGCUGAGUGAAUCUAAAGAACAGGAGUACGGGAAGCUGCUCAGUAAAUACCUGGCUGAUCCCUCCAACCUCUUCAUUAUUUCAUCAGAUUUCUGCCACUGGGGUCAGCGCUUUCGCUACACGUAUUACGAUGAGAAUCAAGGCGAGAUCUAUAGAUCUAUUGAACAUCUGGAUAAGAUGGGUAUGGGGAUUAUAGAACAGCUGGAUCCUAUAUCCUGUAGUAAUUAUUUGAAGAAAUAUCACAAUACUAUUUGUGGUCGCCACCCUAUCGGAGUUCUUCUAAAUGCUGUGGCAGAGCUGAAGAAAAAUGGUUUAGACAUGAACUUCUCUUUCCUGAACUACGCUCAAUCCAGCCAGUGCAGAAACUGGUCGGACAGUUCAGUGAGCUACGCCGCCGGAGCUCUGGUGGUUCACUGAGGGACGAUUGGUCCGCGGCUCCUCUGAAGACGCCAGAAACGUCCGUGCGUUUGACCUCUCCACUUCCUGACGCUCUUUAUCCCACUUUGCCUUUUCCUGAGGAAGGACCUUCUGUACGCCGAGAUGAGCUCUGAAGAGUCGUACUAACCCUCACCUUUACCGUCACCCCCGUC
Molecule: messenger RNA, 1013 nt
Organism: Trichomycterus rosablanca
Lineage: Eukaryota; Metazoa; Chordata; Actinopteri; Siluriformes; Trichomycteridae
Product: protein MEMO1-like
Exons: 9
Source: RefSeq, a predicted model, not a curated record